Molecule: messenger RNA, 1392 nt
Organism: Anastrepha obliqua
Lineage: Eukaryota; Metazoa; Arthropoda; Insecta; Diptera; Tephritidae
Exons: 5
Coding region: 144-1352 (402 amino acids)
Source: RefSeq, a predicted model, not a curated record
UGUUUUCAUUUUUCAAUCAUUUAACAAAAUUUUCUUGAGCAAUUAGCAUCUUAAUUAUAAUUAAAUUAUACUGAUAAAAUUUUUGCAAAGAUUUUUUAAAUUCUCCUAUUGAAUAUCACGUGCCAAAAGCGCUCUACUAAAGGAUGUGGGAAGAGCUUGCCAGCUAUAAGAAUCAUUUCCUUCAACUUGAGGUGAAGCACAUGAAAAAAGAAACGGUAAACAAUUUGGUGACCACCGCAUAUCGCCAACGUGAAUCGAAACGUUGCCAAUGUGUGUGUCGAAAUGAGGACGAAUGUGAUAGUUCCACCUAUUUUCGCGAUCACGCAGCUUUGGCAUAUGGCUUUUUAUGCGUCGAGAAGUUGCUCAAUGACAUAUGCAGUGAUGUGCCGUUGGUGAGAUGGCAAAGUAUCAACUCAUUGUCGGAGGUGUUACUCAAUCCAUGGCAAGCACAGCGGGCCAUCACGCUGUUCGAUGUGGUGAGAAAGUGUGGAAAUAUAUUUUUGCGCCUACACCAUGGCUAUCUUCAGGAGCACUAUCAUGAACGCAGACAAUUGAUGAAAAUAUUCUACAUCAUUUCGGGUUAUCUAAAUGGCGCUCAUCAGAUUGCACAUCGUACGCAUUUGGUUAACGCCUUUUACUCGAUUAUCUAUAGCCGCGGGGAGACAUCUUUGCUGGCCUGCAAGAUACUGCGUAAUUUGACAGACAAAACUGAGAUAUGUCUCUUUAUGGUGGAUGAAAGCAAAGCUUUUUACAGACUCUCACUCAUUUUUCACAACGAUCCUUGCACACCCUUCUACCCAAAUCCAUUGUGGCAGCAUCUUUGCCAUUUCUUAGAAAUCGCGCCGACGCUUGGCAUAAGCCAUGGCUAUUUUGAACUGCUGGUUGAACGUAUCGAAACGAGACGUCUCUCCUAUCACGAACUUUGCAUGAAAUGCUUUGCCAUGCUUUUGCGUUGUGAGAAGGGUCAGAAGCGCUUCGAUGAGAUUGAUGGCGUCAAAAUGCUUUACGAUAUAUUAUCGGAUGAGCAACGGAGGCUGAAUAAUUAUGAGUAUGUCGUUGUGGCGCUACUGCAUGGUUUGGUUAGUAAUCGCUCGCUAUGGCGUUGCCGGGAGUUCACCGAUCUACCGAACCGCAUUAUCGAGUUGGCUAAGUGUAAGAAUAUCAACUUGCAGUUAAUAUGUUUAAAGGUUAUUCGUCUUUUAUCGGCUAUGCCUUGUGUAAAGGCCUAUAUUCUGAGUGGCUGUAUGACAGAUUUAAUGUCCAUUAAAUGUUUGAAUGAACUGAAUGAGUGCACGCGUGAUUCGCUGGUGGAGUGGUUAAAUCGGGAGAUUUGCGAUUCCAGUGAAAUGUGAAUUAUCAACUUUUUUCUAUUAAAUUUAGUCAAAACUUUAU